AUGCUAAGCUACAAGGAGUUUUUGAACGCUGCGGUGCUUCUCACCUUGGUCGGGAUGCCCAGUGCAGCAGCCUCAACAUCGGACCCUGCGUCGGCUAAGUACUCGGUGUCUGCUUACGCUGUUGGCGACUGGGGUCAAACUUUGGACAUGAGCUCUUGCUGUGGAGGGACGUUCAACAACUACGACCGUCACGCCCAAGCCAUUGUCGCCCAAGGCUGUCCUUGGACACGGUGA
Molecule: messenger RNA, 234 nt
Organism: Phytophthora nicotianae INRA-310
Lineage: Eukaryota; Oomycota; Peronosporomycetes; Peronosporales; Peronosporaceae
Exons: 2
Coding region: 1-234 (77 amino acids)
Source: RefSeq, a predicted model, not a curated record